This is a messenger RNA of Uranotaenia lowii, 3272 nucleotides long. RefSeq lists its product as uncharacterized. The transcript is spliced from 4 exons. NCBI's taxonomy places the organism in Eukaryota, Metazoa, Arthropoda, Insecta, Diptera, Culicidae. Gene Ontology annotation, molecular function: oxidoreductase activity, acting on paired donors, with incorporation or reduction of molecular oxygen; heme binding; iron ion binding. The record is from RefSeq and is a predicted model, not a curated record.
UCGUGAUCAGACGUUCUAGUUGUAGGAAUUAUUGAAACAAGCACAACGAUAUCUCAGAAAAUUUGCCGAUGGUUUACUUGCUGCUGAUAGCGGCGGUGACGCUGUUGUUGAUUUUCGUGAAGCAACGCUACAACUACUGGAAGGUGCGUGGCAUUUCCUAUGCCGUUCCCCAAUUUCCAUUUGGCAAUCUUUGGGGCGUUGGCCGUCGGCAGCAUUUGGCCCAAAAGCUGAGAGAUGAGUACGAAAAGCUGAAGGGAAGUGGGUUGAUUGGGGGAAUAUUUUUCUUCAUCCAACCCGUGGCGAUUGUGUUGGAUUUGAACCUGGCUAAGAACAUUUUGGUGAAGGAUUUCAACUACUUCUAAGAUCGGGGUUUGUACUACAACGAGAAAGAUGACCCGUUGACGGGACAUUUGUUCCUAUUGGAUGGGGAAAAGUGGAAGAAUUUACGUAACAAAUUGACGCCAACGUUUACCUCCGGCAAGAUGAAGAUGAUGUUUUCGAUCGUGAAUGAAGUUGGAGAUGAGCUGAAAAAAUGUAUCGGGAGAGAGCUACCACAGAAUGGGGAACUGAACAUGAAGGAGUAUCUGGCAAGGUAUACUACGGACGUUAUUGGAAACUGUGCCUUUGGGCUGGAAUGCAAUAGCUUACAAGACCCCAACGCUCUAUUCAGAAGCAUGGGUCGCAAAAUUCUCGAUACGAACCCAUUCCUGUUUAUCAAAAUUCUGCUAGCUUCUCAGUUUCGACCUCAAGCUCGCGCUCUGGGAGUGACUGUUAUCAAUCCAAAAGUUUCAGAUUUCUUCCUCAAGUCUGUGAAAGAUAACGUCGAAUAUCGGGAGCGGAACAACAUCGAAAGAAACGACUUUAUGAGCUUGUUGAUCAAGUUAAAAAAUGAUGAGCCCCUGGAACACGGAGCAAUGAAUACUUUAGGCAAAUUGACUCUGGAAGAAAUAGCUGCUCAAGCAUUUGUGUUUUUCUUUGCCGGAUUCGAAACGUCUUCCACAAUGAUGUCAUUUUGUUUGUACGAACUUGCUCUGAACCAAGACCUUCAAGAUCAAGCUAGGGCUGAUGUUCGCGACGCCCUCAAACGACAUGGAUCAUUUUCGUAUGAAGCUGUUCAUGACAUGAAAUACUUGGAAAAUUGCUUAAACGAAUCACUCCGUAAGUACCCACCGGCUUCAAAUGUGUUCCGGCAAGCCACCAGGGACUAUAAAAUACCCGGAACCCCAACGGUCAUCGAAAAAGGAACCUCGGUUAUGAUCCCGACCUACGCCAUCCAGCAUGACCCGCAAUACUAUCCGGAUCCGCAACGGUUCGAUCCCGACCGAUUUAAUCCGGAUCAGGUAGCAAAACGGCACCCCUUUGCUUUCCUUCCAUUCGGUGAAGGUCCCCGGAUAUGCAUCGGGAUGCGGUUCGGGAUGAUGCAAAGUCGAGUAGCGAUGGCCAAGCUGCUGGACAAUUUCCGUUUCACACUGGGGCACACCUGCUCUGGGAAGGCGGAAAUUGAUCCCGCCAGUCCCAUUUUCGCCAUCAAAGGUGAUAUGUUGUUAAAAAUCGAAAAAAGCGUCGUUCAGAUAACGUUAAUUCUUAAACCCAGCAAAUUGUUAAAAAUGUGGAUAUAUUUACUUAUCCUCACGCUCACCUUGGCUGCUUUAUGGGUGCGCAAAAGAUAUUCCUACUGGAAGGAUCGAGGAGUUCCUUAUGUGAAACCGAUGUUCCCCGCCGGAAAUCUCCGUGGAAUGGGACGGAAAGAGCACAUUUCCGCACUAAUGGAAAGAUGCUAUCGGCAGCUGAAACGCAGUGGGAAACCCUUUGGAGGAAUAUUCUUUUUCAUUAAUCCGGUGGCUUUGGCGCUCGAUUUGGAUUUUAUAAAGCAGGUUCUAGUGAAGGAUUUCGAGUACUUUCCUGAUCGAUCGGUGUAUAAUAAUGUGAAAGACGAUCCCCUUUCAGGGCAUCUGUUUGCAAUGACGGGACGCAAGUGGAAAAAUCUCCGAGCGAAACUUACCCCAACAUUUACCGGGGGCAAGAUGAAGAUGAUGUUUCCGAUCAUAACUGGGGUGGCUGAUGAGCUCGAAAAACUCAUGUUUCAAGAAGUAGCUAGGGGAGAGGAUAUUGAAAUAAAGGAAAUUUUGGCACGAUUCACCACUGAUGUUAUUGGCAGCUGCGCCUUUGGAUUAGAAUGUAACAGUUUGCAUGAUCCGGAUGCUGAAUUCAGGCGAAUGGGAAAAAAGGUUUUCCAGUUCGGUACCUUGAAACUCUUAAAAAUUGUAAUAGCUCAGCAAUUCCGAACAACUGCCCAAAAAUUCCAUGUCACGACGACCGAUGAAGACGUGUCUCGGUUUUUCAUUGGAGCUGUGAAAGACACUGUGGAAUAUCGGGAAAAUAAUAAUAUCCAGCGAAAUGAUUUCAUGAGUUUACUGAUCAAACUGAAAAAUUCCGAACCAAUGGAAGAUGGUUCGUCCUAUGCGGAUCCUCUGUCUAUAGAAGAAGUAGCUGCUCAAGCGUUUGUCUUUUUCCUAGCCGGAUUUGAAACAUCAUCCACUACCAUGACAUUCUGUUUGUACGAGUUAGCACUCAAUAGAAGUCUUCAAGACCGGGCUAGAAAGAGCGUUCUGGAUUCUCUUCAAAAACACAACGGCUUGAUGACUUAUGAAGCUGUCCAGGAUAUGCACUACAUCGAUCAAUGUAUAUAUGAAUCGCUUCGCAAAUACCCACCAGUAACCGUCUUGAGUCGUUACGUGGCCCAGGACUACAGGGUACCGGAAUGCAACGUAACGCUGAAGAAAGGUUCCACAUUGAUUGUUCCGGUGCACGCAAUUCAUCAUGAUCCAGAGCUCUAUCCCGAUCCGGAGAGGUUCGAUCCGGAAAGAUUCGCGGGACCCGAGUCCGCUCAACGUAAUCCGUACAGCUUCCUGCCGUUUGGUCAGGGGCCCCGGAUUUGCAUCGGAAUGCGCUUCGGAAUGAUGCAGGCACGCGUUGGUUUGGCCACGAUACUCCGGGACUUCCGGUUCACUCUGUCCAGCAAAACUCCGGUACCGUUGAAAAUGUCGCCGAACGUACCGGUGCUAAGCUCGGAAGGUGGCCUGUGGUUGCACGUGGAAAAGUUGUAAGCUUCACGUGCGCCAAGCGGUAGUUUUGACGCGACUACUCGGUCAUUAAAUUCUAUGUGUGAUUCAAUGUGUUUGCUGGUUAAAUUAUCAGGCGCCUUCAUAUGGCGUUGAUUUAUGGAGUUGUGUAGAAGCAGAGGGUUAAACGGUAGUGAGUUAAAAAAAAAA